UUUUUCUUCAAUCGCUCCUCCAUUCCAUUCCAAAGAAUUAAUAAUGGAUACUGGAAAAGCUUCUCGACUUCACAUGUUCUUCCUCCCCUUCAUGGCUCAAGGUCAUAUGAUACCACUUGUGGACAUUGCCAAGCUGUUUGCGAUACGGGGUAUGAAGUCAACCAUAAUCACCACUCCUCUCAAUGCACCUCUUUUCUCUAAAACAAUUGAAAGGAGCAAGAAUUCAGGCAUUGAUAUUGAUAUCAAGAUCCUCGAGUUUCCUUGUGUUGAGGUUGGCUUGCCUAAUGGAUUAGAAAAUGUUGAGUCAAUCACUUCAGAGAUGGGUGUAGAGACGGUGAACAAAUUUUUCAAGGCCACAGCUCUGCUCCAAGAACCCCUUGAGCAGUUGCUUCAAGAAUUCAAACCAGAUUGCUUGGUUGCUGAUAUACAAUAUGAGCCCCACAAGAAAGUUGUGUCUGAUUCAGAGCCCUUUUUGGUGCCUUACUUCCCUGGUAAUGUCAUGUUCAUGAGAAAACAAUUGCCUGAAUAUGUCACACAUGAUUUCGAAAGCAGUUUUUCCAAGUUAAUUAAAGUAUCUAGAGAAACAGAGGGGAAAUGCUAUGGGGUGAUUGUCAACAGUUUCUAUGAACUGGAGGCAGCUUAUGCUGAUUAUUAUAGGAAUGUUUUGGGAAGAAAGGCAUGGCAUAUUGGUCCAGUUUCACUCUCUAAUAAGGCCAUUGAGGAUAAAGCAGAGAGAGGGAAAAAGACAUCUGUUAGUGAACGUGAGUGCUUGAAGUGGCUUAAUUUACAAAAACCCAACUCAGUUAUCUAUAUUUGUUUUGGAAGUAUGGCCAGGCUUAACUCUGCUCAACUGAAGGAGAUAGCAAUGGGGCUUGAAGCUUCAGGGCAAGGAUUCAUCUGGGUUGUGAGGAAAGAGAAAAACAGCGAAGAAGAAGAAGGUUGGUUGCCUGAAGGAUUUGAGAAGAGAAUGGAAGGGAAAGGGCUAAUAAUAAGAGGAUGGGCACCACAGGUAUUGAUUCUUGAGCAUCAUGCAAUUGGAGGGUUUGUGACACAUUGUGGAUGGAAUUCAGCUUUAGAAGGGGUGUGUGCCGGGGUGCCUAUGGUUACAUGGCCAUUGUCAGGAGAGCAAUUUUACAAUGAAAAGUUGGUGACUCAAGUUUUGGAGAUUGGGGUUGCUGUUGGCGUUCAGAAGUCAGUCAAAAGGGUAGGGGACUUUGUGAGGAGAGAAGCAUUAGAGAAGGCUGUGAAGAAGAUAGUGGUGGGUGAGAGAGCAUAUGAGAUGAGAAGUAGAGCCAAGGCAAUAGGGGAAAUGGCAAGAAAGGCUACUGAAAAAGGAGGUUCAUCUUACUCUAAUUUGAAUGCUCUGAUUGAAGAUUUGAAGAGCUUGCGCUGCCGUUGAACAAGGGAAGAAAGUUAAAAAGAAGAAAGCUCAUCUAUUUUAUUUGGUGUUUGGUACAAUGAAAUUUUAACAUAUUG
This is a messenger RNA of Rubroshorea leprosula, 1476 nucleotides long. Lineage: Eukaryota; Viridiplantae; Streptophyta; Magnoliopsida; Malvales; Dipterocarpaceae. The record is from the annotation of a GenBank genome assembly.